Talaromyces proteolyticus is the source of this 774-nucleotide messenger RNA. RefSeq names its product chromosome segregation protein Spc25-domain-containing protein. The record is from RefSeq and is a predicted model, not a curated record. Gene Ontology annotation, cellular component: Ndc80 complex. Bases 1 to 774 code for a protein of 257 amino acids. The transcript has 2 exons. Gene Ontology annotation, biological process: chromosome segregation. Lineage: Eukaryota; Fungi; Ascomycota; Eurotiomycetes; Eurotiales; Trichocomaceae.
AUGGCUUCGUUCGAACCCUCCCUGUCGACCAGCGCCAUGCGGCCUCCGCUGGCUUCUACUGAAGCGCCGUCAAUGGCCGAUUCUCUUCCAAGUAUCAAUUUCGGCUUUGAGGACCUCCGCAGUCGCAUGUCACAAUUUUCAGCAAAAUUCGACGCGUUUAUUGAGCGAGGCCGGAAACAAGUAUUGGAGGAGCGUAAUCAAUUCCAUAUCAACCUAGCGGAGCUUCAAAAGGACGAAGACAUGAAGCGCAACGAUAUUAAAAUCCUCACUUCAAAAACUCAAGAUCACGCGCAAACAAUCCAAAGGGAAGCGGCAGAAGCGGCAGAAAUCCACGCGCACAUUUCCUCGAUAACGCUUGAGCGAGACUCUCGAUUAGCGAAGCGCGACAGGUUAAAGCGACAGAUUGCGGAAACACAGGCGGCCAUAGAUCAGAAACUUGAAGCUCAGAAGGCUCACUCUCAAUACCUGGACGGGCAAGCGCGGCUCAACAUGCCAGAACUAGAAUUCUGGCAGGAUUAUCUUUGCAUGCGAAUUGAAGGCGCUGGCAGGGAAGAUCGCCUUAAAAUAGUCUACAGCCAUAUUGUUGAGAAGGAUUGGGACAAAGAAGCUUGGUUCGAAUUGAGUACGGCUUCCAGAGACUACGAGAUCUAUCACACCAAACCCAGAUUAGACCGAGCGACCGUCGAACGAGAGCUGGAAAUUGUCAAUGAGGAUCGAGAUUUUGGGGCCCUCUUGAAAAGGAUGCGCCGACUAUUUGUGGAAUCCAUGAAAUGA